Molecule: messenger RNA, 1479 nt
Organism: Aspergillus fischeri NRRL 181
Lineage: Eukaryota; Fungi; Ascomycota; Eurotiomycetes; Eurotiales; Aspergillaceae
Product: NAD-dependent succinate-semialdehyde dehydrogenase
Exons: 4
Coding region: 1-1479 (492 amino acids)
Biological process (GO): GABA catabolic process
Molecular function (GO): succinate-semialdehyde dehydrogenase (NAD+) activity
Source: RefSeq, a predicted model, not a curated record
AUGGAUCCCAUGGUUCUCAAACUGAGAGAUAAGUCCCUCUUCAUUGGCAAAUGCUACGUCAACGGACAGUGGGUUACUGCCCAAUCCCGAAAGACCUUCAAGGUCUUUGACCCCGCUACGAAUGAACUUGUCGGAACCUGCCCCGACAGCGAUACUGCGGAUGCCCACCGAGCAAUCAACGCGGCCUCGGAAGCAUUGUGCUCAUUCCGCCAAACACCUGUCCGCGACCGUUCUCGCAUGCUACGCCGAUGGUACGACCUCAUCAUGCAGAAUCAGGACGACUUGGCGAAACUGAUUACAUGGGAGAACGGCAAGCCACUAGUGGAGGCCAAAAGCGAAGUCGCCUAUGCAGCUGCAUUUGUCGAGUGGUUCAGCGAAGAAUGUCCUCGCUUGUACGGGGAUAGUAUUCCCGUAUCAGUGCCGGGAACCUUCGUGGUCACCAUUCGAGAACCCGUCGGCGUAUGUGGGCUCAUCACACCUUGGAACUUUCCUGCAGCUAUGAUCACCCGCAAGAUAGCACCCGCCCUAGCAGCUGGAUGCACCGUGGUGGCUAAAAGUCCCGGAGAGACACCAUUCACAGCGAAUGCGCUGGCGGAACUAGCGCACCGCGCGGGUGUACCCCCAGGAGUCGUAAAUAUCCUGACGAGCUUAGAUAAUACUGUUGAGGUGGGCAGGGUGCUCUCCACCCAUCCAAGCAUCAAGAAAGUUUCCUUUACGGGGUCCACACGGGUGGGUAAGCUGUUGAUGAACCAGGCGGCGUCAACCGUGAAACGAGUGUCCUGGGAACUCGGAGGAAAUGCUCCUUUCAUCGUGUUUGACGAUGUUGGGUCUCUCGAUGAUGCGGUGGAUGGGCUGAUUGCUUCCAAAUUCCGAGGCUCUGGACAGACCUGUGUGUGCGCCAACCGCAUCUACGUCCAUCGAUCUUGCUACGAUGACUUCGCGGCGAAGCUCGUGGCCAAGGUCAGGCAGUUCCAGGUUGGACCGGGCUUCAUGCCAGGCGUCACGCACGGUCCACUCAUUCACGCCGCCGCCGCGGACAAAGUUAUGGAGCAUAUUGAAGAUGCAAAGGCAAAAGGAGCCCGAGUGCUACUUGGCGGAGAACGCAUGGAGCAUCUGGGUACAAACUACGUCCAGCCCACGGUGCUGGCGGACAUGACGCACGAUAUGCGACUGGCCUCCGAAGAAACAUUUGGCCCAGUCGCUGCUCUCUUCCCGUUUAACUCUGAGGACGAGGUCAUUGGGCUGGCUAACAACUGUGAGGUGGGUCUUGCUGCAUAUUUGUAUAGCAGAAGCGCGGCACGGAUGCUUCGAGUUGCGAAAGCGCUUGAAGUUGGCAUGGUGGGCGCCAAUACUGGCAUCAUCAGUAACGUUGCAUCUCCGUUCGGUGGUGUUAAGGAAAGCGGAUUUGGAAGAGAAGGGAGCAAGUACGGGAUUGACGAGUUUACGCACGUCAAGACAAUUACGAUCGGGGGUCUAUAG